This is a messenger RNA of Lagenorhynchus albirostris (white-beaked dolphin), 441 nucleotides long. Its product is annotated as small ribosomal subunit protein eS21-like. Gene Ontology annotation, biological process: endonucleolytic cleavage in ITS1 to separate SSU-rRNA from 5.8S rRNA and LSU-rRNA from tricistronic rRNA transcript (SSU-rRNA, 5.8S rRNA, LSU-rRNA); translation; endonucleolytic cleavage to generate mature 3'-end of SSU-rRNA from (SSU-rRNA, 5.8S rRNA, LSU-rRNA). The record is from RefSeq and is a predicted model, not a curated record. Gene Ontology annotation, molecular function: structural constituent of ribosome. Gene Ontology annotation, cellular component: ribosome; cytosolic small ribosomal subunit. The transcript is spliced from 3 exons. NCBI's taxonomy places the organism in Eukaryota, Metazoa, Chordata, Mammalia, Artiodactyla, Delphinidae.
AUGAGCCGGGACCUGACCAGUCGCCUGUGGGGCCCUCUGGCCCCGUCCCCUGAGCUGUGCCUCAUCUGUGUCACGGCUGUCCCUGCUGGCACCCCUGGGAUGCUGGUGUCUGAACGCUCCCUCAGCACGCGGAACGAUGCCAGCGAGUCCGUGGACCUGUACAUGCUGCGAAAAUGCUCCACCGGCAACCGCGUCAUCGGCGCCAAGGACCAUGCGUCCAUCCAGAUGAACGUGGCCAAGGUUGACAAGGUGACAGGCAGGUUCAAUGGCCAGUUUAAAACCUACGCUAUCUGCAGGGCCAUUUGCAGGAUGGGUGAGUGAGAUGACUCCAUUCUCUGACUGGCCAAGGCAGACGGCAUCGUCUCAAAGAACUUCUGCCUACAGAGGAACCUGGAUGUGGAAUGUAUUAAAGGUCAGCAGCUGCUGCGGCUCAUAAUUUAA